CAGGCCAUAUACCUCACCACUGGAAGCAUGUCCCCAGAGCAGCUCCUGCAUCAGCAAACUAAACCGGGGGAGGUGAACGAAGUUACUUUGGUCCGUUUAAAAGCACGAAGCCAGUCGGUUGGUAACUUUGCCGUGCACCUCGUACGUGAGAUGUUCAAACCGCACGAGCUAGCGGCGAAAAACGUUUCAGGAACUAGAAACAAAGACAAACUCGACCCAGAACGCGUGGCGAAGAUCAGAAAAUACGUGUUCGAGUUAUUUCCCACCACUGAGAUGAUGGAAGAGAAGGUAUGGAGCGAUUGUCGCAAAGCAAUCGACGAAUUUUUGCGACGACCGAACAAGAGGAAGAAUCAAGACAGACUAUCUGGCGAUGCACUCGAUCAGUUUGGGAUAAAAAAGGACAAACUGAACGAUGCACAAGUUAUUGGUCCUCCGUGAGGAAGCAUGAUUAAGCACACUAGAAGAAUAUAUGAAAUAUAUACGAACACGUGCACAAUCAAAUCGUGGUUGGCAACUCCUGCAUGGGAGCUGUCAACAGUCGACUUUCAAGAAAAAUUCUGUUGGAACUUACGGUUGUAUCGCGGUAUCGGCGUAUCGCAUCCCUAAUAACUGUUGGCCGGUGUUUGUGGACAAAGUUCAAGCAUAUAUAUAAACCAACAAACAAUAUUAUGGGGUACAGUACUUUUACAUCCCUAUUAUUGCUGGCCCUUAUUGUAGUGACUGUCACACAUUAGCAGUUUAGAUUUGGUAAAAGACCCAGUUAUAUUAUAGGCGAUUCAGUGCACGAAUUCACCAACGGCAACGAAGUUUUUUAAAACUACCGCAUCAAUGUCAAUGAACUUAGGAGGCUUCUUGCUUCUUUUUGAAUACACUUUACGCUGCAUUA
Messenger RNA from Dendronephthya gigantea, 886 nucleotides. RefSeq lists its product as uncharacterized. NCBI's taxonomy places the organism in Eukaryota, Metazoa, Cnidaria, Anthozoa, Malacalcyonacea, Nephtheidae. Bases 28 to 438 code for a protein of 136 amino acids. Gene Ontology annotation, biological process: rDNA heterochromatin formation. Gene Ontology annotation, molecular function: DNA binding. Gene Ontology annotation, cellular component: heterochromatin. The transcript has 2 exons. The record is from RefSeq and is a predicted model, not a curated record.